UGCUUGAACGGCAAUAGCUCAGAUACACAUGAAAACAUGAAAUGACACCGGGAGCAGAAAAGGAAAGGAGAGAGAUGAAUAGGCUUCUGUUGAUUUGCCACCUGACACCUGAUUUGUCUCAAUAUUAUAGAUAUAUGAAAUGGAGACACCACAGGGACUCAUCAAACACACACAAGGCCACCUGCGAGGUUUUACUGUCUUAUAAAAAAACUUUGCAAAUCAGGCGUGUGGUAUUAAAGUGCUCAUAUUUUCUAACCUCCCCAACAACGCACUACACUGACAAAGCCUGAUCAGCCAACCACAAGCAAAUGUCAAUAAAAUGCUCUGGAAGUGUGGGACAAGAACCUGUCACCUGGUGAUUUUCAUGUGUUGGUGUCUCAUUUCAAACAUCUUCACGUGCACAAUAAAUGUAAAUGCAAAUGCACCUCCGGAGUCAUGCUGACAGCAACUGCACACCUGUGGUGAGACCUGUAGUCUGACACAGGACAGCCUGACCCCAGGUAUUCAGUUCACCACCCAUCACAAUACAGGAGACACAGGAGGUGCAGACAGACUGAGAAUAUAGUUCUCCCCAAAUAUCUCGCUGGGCUGUGAAGGUACACAUACAGGUGAGCCUCUCUAUCACUCUGUAACUGGUUGGCAAAUUACCCUUCUCUUGCAGCAUCAGCUGCUGACUCCUAACUUUCUCCUGGCCUCUGUCUCUUCUUUCUCUCUCCCUCUCACCAUUUCUUUCUCUCUCAAUGUAUCUCUAUAAACUCUCAUUUGUUGAUGCCUGCUUUACCCUCUGAUGUUUGCCAUGUCCUCUCAGCAUGUCUCUCCCUGCCCUCAGCAGCAUGGCAGUGCCAUUGAGACUGCUGGUUCUAUGCUGGCUGUUUGGUGCAGGGUGUAGUCAGAGCUCUCCACCAUGGUUCCAGAACAUCACUACAACUCUGUUCAACUCCUCGGGAGACAUCCUCCUCGGGGGGCUCUUCCCCAUCAAUGAUCUCACCAGCAACCUGAGCCAGAGAGUAGAGCCGGACAGCAUUAGCUGUGACAGGAUUAAUGAGUUUGGUUUGGGUAUGGCCCUGGUGAUGAAGUACACAGUGGAUGAGAUCAACGCCAACUCCACCCUACUCCCUGGCAUCAGACUGGGCUAUGAGAUUUUCGACACCUGCAGGCAGUCUGCCAUCAUCGUAAAGCCCACCCUCCUCUUUCUCACAGAGGACUCCAGCCGGGAGCUGGCCAUCAUGUGUAACUACACAGACUACGUGACCCGUGUGGUGGCUGUCAUCGGCCCGUCCACCUCAGAGAUGGUCUCAGUCAUAGGAAAACUACUGGGAUUCUUCCUCAUGCCACAGAUCAGCUACAGUGCCACCAGUGACAAGUUCAGUGACAAGAGUCUGUACCCAUCGUUCCUGCGCACCGUGCCCAGUGACAAGAGGCAGGUGGAGGCCAUGGUGCGUCUGAUGAACAGGUUCCAGUGGAACUGGGUGGCCGUGGUGGGCAGUGAGGAUGAGUAUGGACGCCAGGGCCAGCGGCAGUUCUCCACCCUGGCAGCAGAGAGCUCCAUCUGUGUGGCAUACGAGGGGUUAAUCCCCAUCUAUAGCGACCCACAGCCUGUGGUCAGAGAAAUCCUGGACCGCAUCAUAGAGACCAAAGUGGGUGUGGUGGUGGUGUUUUCUCUCUCCCAGCCCGCCAGAGCCUUCUUCACUGAGGUGAUCAGGAUGAAUCUGACAGGGGUCUGGGUGGCCAGCGAUGCGUGGGCCCUGCACAGAGAUGUGUCAACUCUGCCAAACAUCCACACUGUGGGCACUAUCAUCGCCUUCACAGUCCAGAGCCAGACCCUGGGCCUGCUCACACCCUACACCAGGGAACUCUUCUCCAGGAUCAGAGAGGAGAGGGCCAGGCCGCCCUCACCAGGUCCAGAUACAGAGCCAACCCAUAGUAUGAACCAAUGCCCAAACUGCUGGAACCUGUCCCCAGACAACAUGAGUCUAGUGACAAAGCCCAUACUGCAGAGGUCAGCUUUCAGUGUCUAUGCUGCCAUCUACAGUGUUGCACACGCACUGCACAGCAUGCUCGGGUGCAGUGCCAAGAGCUGCCUGAGGGGCGCUAAAAGCAAAGUCUACCCCUGGCAGCUGUUGGAUGUCCUCAAGAAGGUUAACUUCAGUCUAAAUGGAAGUCAUUUUGAGUUUGACAGUAAUGGAAACCCAAACAUUGGCUACAACAUACUACAGUGGGUCUGGGGAAACAACAGUCUGAGUUUCAAAGAUGUCGGCACCUUCUAUGAGAACCUGUCAAUCAACAACACCCUAAUCCAAUGGCAUACAGUAUAUGCUAAGGCCCCUGAAUCUACCUGUUCCUCUGAGUGUGGCCCUGGCCAGGUGCGCAGAGUGAAAGGCUUCCAUUCCUGCUGCUUUGACUGUAUUGACUGUUUACCGGGCACGUUCCAGAAUGGCAGAAUGGACAUCCAGUGUACCCAGUGUCGAGAGGGCCAGUGGUCCCUGAUACGUAGCACCAACUGCUCCGAGCCUACCUUUGACUUCCUGACCUGGGGCCAGCCUGAGUCCCUGGGGCUGCUGCUGGCCAUGCUGGUGCUGCUGGCCUGUCAGGGGGCUGUUGGGGUCCUGUUCCUGCAGCACCGUGGGUCUCCGCUGGUGAGGGCCUCUGGGGGGCACCUGGGUGGUGUGUCCCUACUCAGCAUGAUGGGGUGCUGUGCCUGCCUGCUGCUGUUCCUGGUCCAGCCGGGGGACAUGGUGUGUCGUCUGCAGCUUCCCCUCAGCUCCAUCUUCCACACGGUCACCCUGUCCACCAUCCUAGCCAUCUCACUGCAGAUUGUGUAUGUGACAGAGUUCCCUGAGAAGGCUUUGUCUCAUCUGGAGACACUGAGAGGCCAUGGAGGCUGGCUGCUGGUACUGGCCUGCUGUGGUGUGCAAGCAGGGAUCUGUGGCUAUUAUGUCCAGGAGGGGCCCUCUCUAUCCUUGUACCUGGCCAAGAUAAAGGUGACCUUUGUGAGAAAGUUCCUACGAUGCCCUGUGGAGCCUAUCUUAGGUCUGGGCCUGAUGCAGGGCUUCAAUGGCCUCCUCGCUCUCAUAUCCUUCAUGUGCACCUUCAUGGCUGUGAAGCCCAUUCGACAGUACAACCUGGCCAGAGAUAUCACCUUCUCCACCCUGACCUACUGCGUGGUUUGGGUGAUCUUCAUCCCCAUCUACACCGGUCUGAAUGACAAGGAACGCUCCAUUGUCCAUGUAUCUGUCAGUUUGCUCAGUAACAUGGGGCUGAUGGCAGCCUACUAUCUGCCAAAAUGUCACCUGCUGUUGAAGAAACCUGAGCUCAACACAGCAGAGCAUUUCCGUACCUUCCUCGAGGGAGCUCCAGGAACUCCACAGGAGGAACAGGACCAGGGACCUGCAGGGGAGGGACAGGGAUCAGGGGAGGGACAGGGACAGUGACAUUUAUUCUGUUUAAUGUUUCAAUAAUGUAUACAAUUUAAUUUAGUGUGUUAUACAUUUCAUGUGCAUGUAUACUAGUUUGAUUGAAUUAUUUUAGUUAUAUAUCUCUGCAGAAAUUGUGAAUAAACGCAUUGUAAAGGAGCAGGGCCGUGCACAGACCUUUCAGGGGACAGGUGCUCAAAAUGAAAAAUUAAUUAAUAACAUACCAAAUGUCUCUGUAGCAAUUUUUUGUUGUUGCAUAGGCCUAUUUAUUUCUGCAACAACACACUCACUUGUCAUCACAAAUUGUAAGCAAGCUAGUAACAGUACCUCCUAAAGACAUGAUUGACAUCAGGAAAAGAGGGUGGGCUAUCAGCUGACCAUUGAUGUUGAUGAUUGAUGUAAAUCUGCUAGUUAGCUAACUCGAUUUAUUUUAGUGAUUGUGAUUUACCUCUCUCUGUCUUUCUGCCUCUCUCUGCUGCGUGUAUCAGCCAACCAGACCGAAUUAUGAUGAUGAUGUAGGCAAAAUCAAGUCUUAUCAAAUGUUAUGAUUCUGUAGCAGUACACUACCAGUCAAAAGUUUGGACACACCUACUCAUUCAAGGGAUUUUCUUUAUUUUUACUAUUUUCUAC
Messenger RNA from Coregonus clupeaformis (lake whitefish), 4043 nucleotides. Its product is annotated as taste receptor type 1 member 3. Lineage: Eukaryota; Metazoa; Chordata; Actinopteri; Salmoniformes; Salmonidae. Gene Ontology annotation, cellular component: membrane. Gene Ontology annotation, molecular function: G protein-coupled receptor activity. The transcript has 8 exons. Bases 810 to 3431 code for a protein of 873 amino acids. Gene Ontology annotation, biological process: G protein-coupled receptor signaling pathway; sensory perception of umami taste; sensory perception of sweet taste. The record is from RefSeq and is a predicted model, not a curated record.